This is a messenger RNA of Sander lucioperca (pikeperch), 978 nucleotides long. RefSeq names its product ADP-ribosylation factor-like 8Bb (gene arl8bb). Gene Ontology annotation, cellular component: lysosomal membrane. The record is from RefSeq and is a predicted model, not a curated record. The transcript is spliced from 7 exons. Bases 121 to 681 code for a protein of 186 amino acids. NCBI's taxonomy places the organism in Eukaryota, Metazoa, Chordata, Actinopteri, Perciformes, Percidae. Gene Ontology annotation, biological process: protein transport; anterograde axonal transport. Gene Ontology annotation, molecular function: GTPase activity; GTP binding.
GCACUAGCAACAGUCAGUAGAUCACAUGAUAUGACAAAGCAGCUAGCUACUUCCUAUGUAGACAGCUAGCCAGUUCACAUCCAGACUGCCACAGAGACUGCGACUACCUUAACAUCCAAGAUGCUGGCCCUCAUAAACAGGCUUUUGGACUGGUUCAGGUCCCUCUUUUGGAAAGAAGAGAUGGAGCUUACAUUGGUGGGACUUCAGUACUCUGGGAAAACCACAUUCGUCAAUGUGAUUGCAUCAGGCCAGUUCAGUGAAGACAUGAUUCCCACAGUUGGUUUCAACAUGCGGAAAGUCACUAAAGGCAAUGUGACAAUAAAGAUAUGGGACAUAGGGGGACAGCCUCGCUUCCGAAGCAUGUGGGAGCGCUACUGUCGAGGAGUCAAUGCUAUAGUUUACAUGGUGGAUGCUGCAGACCGAGAGAAGAUAGAAGCUUCCAGAAAUGAACUGCACAACCUUUUAGACAAACCACAGCUACAAGGAAUUCCCGUUCUAGUCCUGGGCAACAAACGAGACCUACCCAACGCACUUGAUGAGAAGCAGCUGAUUGAAAAAAUGAAUCUGUCUGCCAUUCAGGACCGAGAGAUCUGCUGCUAUUCUGUCUCCUGCAAAGAGAAGGACAAUAUAGAUAUCACGCUGCAGUGGCUCAUCCAGCAUUCAAAGUCACGGAGAAGCUGAAAAUGAAGCGCCCCCCCCCCAGUUGCAGCUCUGGCCUCAGCCCCCUAAUAGUCAUGGGACCUCGACAGCCAUCCUUUCCACUGCCUCUGUGAAGUAAUUCCAGCUAUCUGCUCACUACCGUCACCACCUGCACCACCCAGUACACUACCAUACAUGUGUAGCCCCCUGUACAGCACUACCCCCACCCCAACUAUCUGGAGUCUUGAAAAGUUGUUACAGUACUGUGCUAGAAGGUGGAUUGUCUACCCAUCAUGCCUUAUUGCCAGUCAUUACAGACAUGCUUCGUGUCUGAGUUUU